Molecule: messenger RNA, 7794 nt
Organism: Zea mays
Lineage: Eukaryota; Viridiplantae; Streptophyta; Magnoliopsida; Poales; Poaceae
Product: LINE-1 reverse transcriptase homolog
Exons: 9
Coding region: 4110-7637 (1175 amino acids)
Molecular function (GO): catalytic activity; nucleic acid binding; zinc ion binding
Source: RefSeq, a predicted model, not a curated record
GAUGAUCACUUCAUUUAAUAUUUUUUUCCUUGACUGCUCUCCACAUACUUGGCAUCUGCCUCAUGUAAUAGUUCAUCUUUCACAAUUUGGGAUGUGUCUCAAGGGUUGGGAACUCCUAUACGGCGUGGAUUAAGCAAUAUAUCAUUAGUGCGGUGGUCACCCAGUGGAGAUUACCUUCUAGUUGCUAAAUUUGAUGGUACUUUUCACUUCUGGGAGACAAACACAUGGACUUCAGAACCCUGGUCUUCGUCUAAUGGAUAUGUGUCUGGAGCAAAUUGGGACCCAGAAGGUCGAGUUGCAUUGUUAUCCUUUUCUAACUCGAUGACGCUUGGUUCAAUUCACUUCUCGUCGAAGCCACCAUCUUUAGAUGCUCACCUCCUACCAGUUGAACUUCCAGAAAUUUCCUCCCUGAUUGUUAGCCGAGGCAUAGAGAAAUUAGCAUGGGACGCUUCAGGGGAACGUCUGGCACUGUCGUUCAGAGAUGGAAACGAAAUGUACCGUGGCCUGAUUGCGAUAUAUGACGUGCGGAGAUCUCCACUCGUCUCACUAUCACUAGUUGGGUUCAUCCGGGGACCUGGAGAAGGAGCAAAGCCGCUCGCCUUUGCUUUUCAUAGCAAGUUUAAGCAGGGGCCAUUGCUUUCCGUGUGUUGGAGCAGUGGCUGGUGCUGUACGUAUCCGCUGAUACUUCGUCCUCGUUGAAUCCAGUGUAAGUUUCCUCCUGCCGACUGAAACUUCCAGUUACCUCACUGGUUCAGGACUGAAUGUUGCUGGCGACUUGGAAGACCGAACGCUUCGAUGUGCCUGCAGCUAGGAGAAAUGCAAAGCUCGAGUUGCUGCAUUGUGACGUUGUGGCUCGAGAAAUGGCGCCCUUUUGGACAGUCAUCUCCAGAUGUGUUUGAUUGGAUAUGUAUGUAUGCUUAUGCUGAUUUUACCGGGGUUUUUUUUCCCUCUGGCCAUACAUGGAUCGCCCUUUUGGACAGUCAUCUCCAGAUCGCCCACGCUAGUUUUUUUUAUUAUUUUAGAACUCCAGCAGGCAGAAGCAUGCCAUAUUGCCCCACGGGUUGAACCGAGGAGGCCUUCUCUCUACCACCAUCACCAGAUGCAAAAUCUGGGAUGGUCACUGCUGUCAAUUUUUUUUUUGAUAGCAAUAUGAAAACUUCAUUAACCUUCGCACAACAUUAAAUCGCUGGCGACCAAAUCUGAUACAAUGUCUGGAAAAUUAUACAACCAAAUCAACUCUUGACUAUCAGAACCAAUAGUAGCAAGAUGAUGUGCUACCUUGUUACAUAUUCUAGGAGCAAACAACACCUUAACAUCAUUGAAACAUGAUCUAUCUCAUAAACAUGUACAGGAGGGGCAACGGUGGUACACUUCACCCUCUCAUGGCGCCCCUGGGGGCGAUUGGCGCCGCCGCCGCCAGCCCUGGUCGCCCGCAUCCGGUUCGGGGGGUGCUCCGUCCUUUCUCCGCGGGCGGGGCUAGCGCUCCUCUCCGUGGUGGCCUCGGGUCGUCCCUCCACGCGGCGGACUCGGUGUCCGGUCCUCUGCCCAAACCUCUUCUAGAGCCGGUAAGUGCUGAGCGCUCGUUCUCUGGCGGGCAAACUCUGCGCAGUGAUGUGCCCCCCACGAGCGUUCAAGACCUUCUCCUCCUCGGUUCUCCUCAACCAGAUCCACAGCGGGCCGUUGCGGGCGGCAUUGAUCACAGGAGGAUUUCACUUUCAAGUUCCAGAUCUGAAAAGUGCUCUACGCCGGUGCUGCCUGAAGAUCCGCAUAGUCUGCUUUCGGCGCUGCGAAUCCAGGCGGCUGAAUCAUCCGACUGUGAUGCAGUCUGCUCGCCGUGUUUCCAGUUUACCUGCGUGGAGGAUGAGGCAUUGAAGUCGGGCAGCGUUCGGUCCCGUCGUCGUGCUACUGAUGACUCUGCUGCGCCGCGCGUGAGUGGAAUGCCUCUCCAUUCCGCUACCGGGGUCAACGAUGGGGGAUGGGAGGUUGUUCGGCCGCGGUUUUGGUGGCGCAAGGCAUUGAAGAAUCCUGUGAGAUCUCCACGAAAUCUUCAACUGGAUGUGAAGGGCACCAAUCUUUUCAAAUUGAAGCUCAAGGGUAAAUGCUACAACUGCCUCUCACCGGCUCAUCUCGCUUUCUGCUGCUCGGCUCCCACGCGCUGUUGGCAGUGCUUACAAUCCGGGCACAAGGCGCGAUAUUGCAACCAAAAAGUCAGCCAGAGAACAUUCAAUGCUGCUCAAUGCUUCCCUGAACCAGCCGUGCUCGCAUCUAAGAGUUCCACCUACCAGGAGGUGCUGCUAAAGCCAGACAAACUGCAUAAGUAUCAGGAUCUGCCUCAUGUGAACUCACUUGGUCAUCCGCCCCCAUCGACCAAAAAGUCCUACCUCCAGGCUGUUCUGGAAGACCACGGUAUGGAGGCACGCUACCCUGGUGACCCUCGUGUGAGGCCAGCGCGCGCCUUCUGUGCGGUCUCGGCGACCGGCUCUAUUCGUCGCCGGAGAGAUGAGUUGAUUGACACGGCCGUCGUCUGCUCCUUCGACGGCAACAGCCACGAGGUUGACAUUCUUUCCGCAGGUGAUAUGCUGAGGGAGAAGUUCAGCUUACAACACGGUCAGUAUCAACUGGUCAAGCAUUUCCCUGAGCAAUUCUUUAUCAUCUUCUCGGACCCUAGGUCGAAGCAGUGGGCGCUGGAUAGGAGAUCUGUCUCAUAUCGUGGUCGAAUUUUCCAUUUUGGGGAUUGGUCUGAGGACAGCUACGCUAGAAAAACAAACCUUGAAUUUAGAGUUAAAGUCCGGGUCGAAGGGAUCUCGGUGCACUGUUGGGGGGAAGAUGUGGCUUCAAAGGCCUUGGGCAAGAGUUGUGCAAUCCACUAUGUGCAAGAGCGCACAAGGCGUAGGGAGCGUACCAGGUCUUUUGACCUAUGGGCUUGGUGCUCUGACCCGUGUGACAUUCCUAAAGAGGUCUUGCUUACGGUUUUAGAACCAGACAGGGAACUUCCACCUAUCAGCACGCCCUUAGCUCUUGUUGGUGCUCAGCAAGAUGCCCCUGCUGAUCUGAAAGCUGGACAUGUUUACACUCUUCGCAACCACAUUGAGGUGGUGGAGGAUCUCUCUUUCCUCCGUGGGAGGGGUUCCAGGGGGGGUCCGCCUAAUCGCAAGCAGCGCAUGGAGUUUAUUUGGAGCUAUGGCGCCCCAGAUUCAGUGGGUGAAAAAAGAGAACGGGUGGAAGCUGUUAGAGGAAGAGAGAUUGCGCGACGGGACUGGGGUCAUGAUGAUGAUGAUGAUGGGGAUUUUCAGCGUAGCAGGCGCUGCGGCAACCGCCGUCAUCGCAGCUUGUCUGGUUGGGCGCGCUCGUCGCGAUGUCGAGGGGGCAUGGACGACUGUUACAGUUCCAAUGACAAGCAGCGGCACUUAACUCCCUUUCGUCGCCAUGGCUGGGAGUCGAAGCUGUCUUCUCGCUGGGUACCCAAGGUGAAGGUCCGAUCUGUUUCUUUUGCAGACCCCAUCGUUACCGCUGUUUGGCCGCAGGAGGAUAAAUGUGGGCAAGCUGAGGAUAUUGGUGACAGGUCUGGUUCGAUGGGCGCUGUUAUUCUGGAACCUGUGCGCAGCCCUGCUACAACCACAUGCAAGGUGGAUUUGGUUGAGCAGCUGGCGAGGCAUUUCUCUAGGCCUUUGACCAAGGAACAAAUGGAGGCAAUUAUGGAGCUGGCAACUCUGGGGAAGGAAAAGGAAGGGAUCAAGAAGAAGGGCAGCAAGGUGACGCCCCUCAAGGCUCCUAUUAUCGAGGCUUCUGAGAUGCUAUAAGUUGUAAUUUGAGUUGUGGGGGUAGUUCUAGUGCAUCAUGUUGUGUCGCUGGUGUACUUGCCUGUGGGUCGCCCAGGUUCUUUUGCUGGCUGUUUCGUGUGCCAGGUUGUUGCCUGGGCAGCGGUGUUUGUUUCUUUGGUUGGUAUUUUCGGUGUCUCUAUCUGUCUUAGUAUCUGUUGUAAGACGCUGGUCUUUUGCUUCUGGAAGCAAGUUACGGAUGGUGGAAUCCUGGUUGGCUCCUGUUCUUCUCUCCUAUCCUGUGUUCCCCAUGUGUGACAACUUUUUAAUUAGUGGAGCUGUUUUGGAUUAAUGAAUAUCAACUGUUGUAUUCUGUCCUGGAAUGUGAGGGGGCUAAAUGACCCUGCCAAAAGAGAAAGUGUGAAACAAUUGAUCCUAUCUUCUGGCGCAACUAUUGUUUGUCUUCAAGAAACAAAGAUUAUGAGCUGGACCUGUAACUUAUUAAAGGAAACUCUGGGGUGUAAGUUAGCAGCUCAGACGGCUCAUUUGCCAUCCCUUGGAGCCUCCGGUGGGAUUCUAAUCGCUUGCGAUGCGGAUUUUUUUGAGAUGGUUUCCAUUCCAUACCCUUCGGUAUAUUCGUUAUCGGUUAGGAUUUGCUCCCGCCUAUCCGAUGUGGCGUGGGACCUUACAGGAGUCUAUGGUCCUCAACCUGUGACCGAGAAAAUGUCUUUCUUAACAGAGCUGCGCAAUAUUCGAAAUUUGAUGAAGCCGGAAUGGUUGAUCCUAGGUGAUUUUAACAUGAUAAGGAGAGCAAGGGAGAAAAACAAAGGUCCAAUAAAUAGACGAGUGUUAAGACAAUUCAAUCACACUAUCGACUACCUUCAGCUUUUAGAGAUUGAUCUCAAUGGUAAAUUAUUCACCUGGUCAAACGAACAAGACGACCCUUCGAUGUCUAGAAUUGACAGAUUUUUGGCGACUACGGAGUGGCAUGAUAAGUUUCCUCAGGCCAAUCUGCAAGCUAUUGGGUCCAUGACCUCGGAUCAUUGCCCUCUAGUUAUGCAAGGUUGCUCGGAUUUUGGUUUCUACAGAGGAUUUCGUUUUGAGGUUUUUUGGACAAAAUUAGAUGGGUUCAGUGAGGUGGUUCAGCGAGCGUGGGCGUCUAGUGUUAGUUCCUCAGACGCCAUUCUUCGGCUGCAUGUGAAAAUGGCCCGUACGGCUAAAGCUCUAAAGACCUGGAGUCGAAAGACUGUUGGCAAUUUUAAAGUGCAACUAGCAAUCAUUCAGACUGUCCUUACCUUCCUUGAGAAAGCACAGGAAUCCAGACAGCUCUCUGGGGAUGAGCUUGAAUUCAGGAGAAGCCUUAAAUUGAAAAUCCUCGGAUUAGUGUCAGUUCAAAAGGCAAGAGCUAAGCAACAUUCAAGACUCGUUUGGAUGCGCCUGGGGGAUGCAAAUACAAAAUUUUUUCACUUAAUGGCAAAUAAUAGAAGGAGAAAAAACUUUAUCAGAUUGCUGGUUCGAGACGGCAGACUGCUCACUAGUCAGGAAGAUAAAGUACUCGAGGCCCAUAAUCAUUUCUCCCAAGUUAUUGGCACGACGGGUGCUAGACAAUGUGCUGUUCGUUGGGACAACUUAGGCUAUAGUCCUUUUGAGUUAUCAGAUCUGGACUCUGCGAUCAACGUUGAUGAGAUUAAAAAUGUGGUUAUGGGGAUGCACUCUGAAAAGGCGCCUGGUCCAGAUGGGUUCAUAGGGUUAUUCUAUAAGUGUUGCUUUGAGCUGAUUAAGGAUGAUCUAUACAAUGCUAUUCAUGAUUUCUAUAAUCAUAGAUGCAAAAGCCUGCAUCUUGUUAAUGAGGCAAAUAUCACGCUUUUGCAAAAGAGGGAAGGGGCUGACAGGAUUGACAUGUUUAGACCGAUCAGUCUCAUCAACAGUUUUAUGAAAAUCUUAACCAAGAUUUUAGCAAAUAGACUUGCGCCAAGAAUGAACGAGAUCGUCUCCACAGCCCAAAACGCUUUCAUUCAGAAACGUUCAAUUCAUGAUAAUUUCCUCUACGUUCAAAAAGUUGUUCAGAAACUCCAUAAGAGCAAACAGUCAGCGCUUUUUGUCAAGCUUGACAUCUCUAAAGCGUUUGACUCCGUCAACUGGGCAUAUCUGUUAGAGGUUUUAAGAGCCUUGGGUUUUUCUCAGAAGUGGAGGAAUUGGAUCGCCACAAUUUUGAGCUCUUCCUCCUCCAAAAUCCUUAUCAAUGGUCAACAAACAAAUGCAAUCAGGCACAUGCGUGGUGUUCGUCAAGGAGAUCCGCUAUCCCCGUUCCUGUUUAUUUUAGCUAUGGACCCGCUACAGAGGAUGAUUGAGAUGGCGGCAGAUGCUGGGGUUAUGGGGCGGGUUCUACCACGUGCGGCAAAGCUUCACUGUUCUCUUUAUGCUGAUGAUGCAGGAGUGUUUGUUAAAGCAGAUAAAGAGGAUUUGAAAGCUCUGAAAAGGAUCCUGGAAGUUUUUGAAGGAUGUUCUGGGCUGAAGAUCAAUUUUGAUAAAACUGAAAUUUUCCCAAUUCGUUAUCCCGAGACUCUUUGGCCAGAUCUGAUGGAGGUGUUUCCUGGCAAAUACUCAAAAUUUCCUGGGAAGUAUCUUGGACUGUCUCUUCAUUUCAGGACUGUUAGAAGAGUGGAUUUUCAACCUUUAAUUGAUAAAAUUACUAACAGGCUAACAGGAUGGAAAGGCAGGUUGCUCUCUAAGGCAGGCAGGGAAACUUUGGUUAAAGCGGUGCUUUCUGCUCAGCCUAUUUACCAUCUGACGAUUUUUCCGGCGCAAAAAUGGCUUCUUAAAAGAAUUGACAAAUUAAGAAGAAGCUUUCUUUGGAAAGGGAAUAGUCCAGGCUCUUGCAGAGGGGGUCAUUGCUUGAUUAAUUGGCCCACAACUUGUUUGCCAAAGAAUAGGGGGGGUCUAGGAGUUUUGGACCUGGAGCGUUUUGCGAGAGCGCUGAGACUAAGAUGGUUGUGGUUACGGUGGACGGUUAAAGAAAAGGCAUGGGCGGGCAUGCCAUUACCGUGCGACAAGGUGGAUGUAGAUCUUUUCAACGCUUCAACAAUUGUGACUAUUGGUAAUGGGAAGUUGGCGGAUUUUUGGGGUUCCAGUUGGAUUGAAGGGCAGGCUCCAAAGAAUAUGGCACCAAAUCUAUACAAAAAAGCAAGAAGGAAAAACAUCACGGUGUUCAAGGCUCUUCGAAAUAAUUACUGGAUACAGUUCUGUGCACCGUUCACUCGGGAUGAGGAAGUGAGAGAAUUCGUCUCACUUUGGCAUUCAAUCAGCAGCACUCACAGCCUCAACGAUCUCGACGACACCAUUUCUUGGAGAUGGUCGGCAGAUGGGAAAUACAGUUCAAGCAGUGCUUACAAAAUUCAGUUCUCAACAAUUUUCUGUAAAAUUAAUUUCAAUCCCAUUUGGAAAGCAAAAAUAGAACCUAAGUGUCGUUUCUUUGUUUGGACUUUAUUGCACAACAAAAUCUUAACCGCUGACAAUUUGCAAAAAAGGGGAUGGCCCUGCAAUCUUAAUUGUUCUCUUUGCAACUUGUCUUUGGAGACAGUGUCGCAUCUCUGUAAGGAUUGCCCUUUCGCUAUGGAAGUGUGGAGCAGGAUUUUGUCUUGGGCUAAUCUCCGGUUCCUUGUCGGGAUUUCAAAGACGGGAACUAUUAGCGAUUGGUGGUUCAGGCUGAGGUCGCUCUGUAACAAGCAUUCAAGAAAAAGUUUUGAUGGCCUUCUAUUUUAUUUCUGGUGGAGCUUAUGGUUGGAGAGAAACAACAUAAUUUUCAAGGGUCAACAGAGAACGUCAGAUCAAGUGGUGCAGAUGGUGAAAGAUCUUGUGGGUAGUGGUCUGGCAUACUAGUAAUGUCUGAGGGCCUGGCCAGAGGGUUAGAUUUUUAUUCAGUGGUGCUAGAUAGGUGUUUGAUUGUCUAGUGUUUUUUGGUGUUGGCGCCUUUUUUGUGCCAGUUUUUGUACAGUGUUUUCUCCUUAUUAUCUAAUAUAUUGGAAGGCAACUCUUU